Molecule: messenger RNA, 1374 nt
Organism: Aspergillus melleus
Lineage: Eukaryota; Fungi; Ascomycota; Eurotiomycetes; Eurotiales; Aspergillaceae
Product: Pre-mRNA-splicing factor cwf19
Exons: 1
Coding region: 1-1374 (457 amino acids)
Biological process (GO): mRNA splicing, via spliceosome
Cellular component (GO): post-mRNA release spliceosomal complex
Source: RefSeq, a predicted model, not a curated record
AUGGGUCUGGAGGAUUUUGAAAAGUCAUUGGUGGAAGAUCAGGAGAGACGACGCGCGAAAAGCGACCGGGACAGACAUCAUCGGCAUCGAGAUCGCAGCCGGGAUCGCAGCAAGGAUCGUUCGAGGCACCAUCGGCAUCACCAUCACCGUCGUCACUCAUCCCGAUCGAGAGAACGCGAGUCCGAUAAACACAGAGGAUCGCGCCAUGGCGAUGAAGAUGGACAUCGGCAUAAACGGUCUCGCCACUCAUCGGACCACACCGACGAUCGAGACCACACUCACAAACGGCGGCACCGACGGGAAGACAGAGAGAAUGAUGCAGAUUCCCCCGUGAAGGAAGUCGCCCAGGAGGAACCGAAUCGUCUACAAAGAGAUUCAUGGAUGGAAGCCCCCUCCGCCCUUGAUGUGGAUUACGUACAACGACGCGAUACCACGCGCCUGCAGGAGGAACCGAAGCCGAAGAUGCUCUCAGCGGAUUACGAACUCAAAAUUCACAGCAGGGAGCUGAAUAGCCACCUGCGCGAUUUAAAAGAUGGAAAAGCGUUGGAAGAAGUCGAACAAGAGCCGGCUCAGCACGAGGUUGAUUAUACGUUUGGCGAUGCCGGCUCGAAGUGGAGAAUGACCAAGUUGAAGGCCGUCUACAGGGAAGCCGAGGAGAGCGGCAGACCAGCAGAAGAAAUUGCUUUUGAGCGCUUUGGCGAUCUGCGAUCCUUUGAUGAUGCUCGAGAGGAGGAGGCGGAGCUAGAACGACGCGAUACAUACGGUGAAGGGUAUGUGGGCAAGGAGAAACCUACCGGGGAAUUGUUCCAAGAAAGAAAGCUCGAGCAAAACGUUCAUCGCGACCCUCAUGACCAUGUACGAAGCCCUGUACGGGAACUCGAUGCCCAGGGACAAGGCAAACCUAUGGACACUGAGCCUCCUUCGAAUACCACGCAGCCUCUGGACUUGACGGCUCUCAACCGGCUGAAGGCUCAGAUGAUGAAGGCCAAGCUCAAGAAGUCGGCGGACGCUGCCGAACUCGAAGAGCAGUAUAACGCUGCGGCGGCAGCAAUGGCGAACCGGAAAGAACCCAACGUUGUCGUACUAGGCGUCAAGGAUAAUCGUAUGCUGGCUGGAGCGAGAAACGAGGUGAAAGCGGUGGACACCAAACGGGGACGCGAGCGUGGCAAAGUGGAGGAUAAUGAUGACAUGAGCAUCGACGACAUGCUACGGGAAGAGCGAAGGACACGAGGGCAGUUUGGCGGGGACGGACGACGACUCGCCGAGAGAAUUGCCAAGGAUGGCAAAUUUGAGGUAUGUUCCUGGCCGGAAAGGCUUGACGCGGACGUUAUACUAACACGGGUUUUGUCAGAACGACUUGGAAUACAUGGAUGA